UUUUAAAAAAAAAGUUUAUAAGACAAAUUCUAAAAAUCUCAUUUUCCAUAUUUCUAACAGAAUCCAUCUCCCCAACCCAGUCAGCCGGACGAACCCGACAACGACGAGGGGGAAACAGAGAGUGAGAGAACCGGCGACGGCGAGGCGGCGACGGGACAGAGAGAGAGAGACCCGUCGAGGCGGCGACGGAGAGGGAGAGACACGGCAUGGCUCCGGCGGGAUCUUCUGGCGCAUAGGCCCAGGAGAAAUUGUAGAGAGAUACUAAGUGAAGCAGAACAUGCCGCGAAUUUGGAAACAAAGAACAGCCGAAGCAAAAGCGCUUGCGGACCCAUGUCCUCCACUAUCGCACGACUUAAAACCUCAACGCGCACCAAACCGAACUUCUCAUCCGAACGUGCUUCGGCCGGCCCAUUAUUACUGCAGAAAAAGAUAAGGAUAAGCAGUGGUUCCAACCAAGUCUAGAGGAAGCCCUCUACUUGAGCUCUGUUAUGAAAUGCAUGAAAUUACUCGUGAGAGAAAAUAAAUCUGCAAAUGACGAGGAAUUAUGGUGUCACUUGAUGCCCAACAACUCUAAUCUCCCGGUUGUGUUCAAAGCGUAUUCUCACCUCCGAAUGAAAAAUUGGUUGGUCAAAUCGGAUUCUCAGUACGGAGUUGACUUUGUUGCUUACCGGCACCAUCCAUCCCUAGUUCACGCUGAGUACGCGGUUAUUGUUUUGUCAGAUAAAGAGGGUGAAAGUAAAAACGAGCGGUUAAUUCUUGGUCGGAUUUACUUUGCACCCUCCGGUUGUGUGGUGGGGUGGUAAAAACUUUGUUGGUCCUACACGUGAGGACGAGAACGAAAGGGAAUAAUGACGGGCUUUCUAUUUCGCGUUUGGAUGAUUAUAAUGUCGAGGAGAGGGUUGUGAGUAGGUGGAAUUCGAAGAAAAGGUCGAACGACGGUGGAGAAGGAAUCGAGCGAAUCGUGAAGGAGGAAAUGAUUUAAUUUAAUUUAUUUACUGUUCC
Messenger RNA from Striga asiatica, 1002 nucleotides. Lineage: Eukaryota; Viridiplantae; Streptophyta; Magnoliopsida; Lamiales; Orobanchaceae. The record is from the annotation of a GenBank genome assembly.